Messenger RNA from Annulohypoxylon maeteangense, 2264 nucleotides. RefSeq lists its product as uncharacterized. Gene Ontology annotation, molecular function: monoatomic cation transmembrane transporter activity. The transcript has 3 exons. The record is from RefSeq and is a predicted model, not a curated record. Gene Ontology annotation, cellular component: membrane. Gene Ontology annotation, biological process: monoatomic cation transport; transmembrane transport. Bases 344 to 2149 code for a protein of 601 amino acids. NCBI's taxonomy places the organism in Eukaryota, Fungi, Ascomycota, Sordariomycetes, Xylariales, Hypoxylaceae.
GGAUUGUUCUAAAUAUUAGCUAUUAGGUACUUUCUUUGUUCUUAUUUACUUAUUGUCAUCUGAGUUAUUUUUCUGUUUCUUCUUCUUUUUUUCUCCCUCUUCGCUAGACGAAACAGGAAAAGAAAUAAACAUAUAUUUCCAAUUAUAGCUAACCAGGUAGUUUUUAGCUAAGCCUGCGUCCGCCGCGCGCCGUCGCAUUACUUUUUUCCAGCAUCCCACUAUCACCUUUACUUCCGUUCCCAUAAGCAUACCUCUCUGCCAAUUGCUAUCCUCUCUUGCUUAUCAUCUCUUCUUUUCUAUUCAAUCAGUAUUACCCUCACCUGCAUCUUCCAUCACCGCCAGAAUGUCCGGGGAUAACUCCGCCUCCCGCUUAUCUACCUCCGACCCGCGCCGAGAAGGAUUCACUUCCUUCAUGAAGAGUUCUUUCUUACUCUCACAGGAGGAGAAUACCGCUCCUAUAUCAGCUCGUGGCCAUGGCGCCCUCACCCACCUUAUUAGAAACCGUUCCUAUGGCUCCUUACACAACUACGGAAGCACGUGGCGCGGCGCAAUGCCCGCCGGUCUAGAUGACGAAGAAUCCGCGCUGUUGUCUCAUCCGUACUCGCGGUCCGAGUCCGACGAUGGGGAGCAUCGCCGGUCUUCAACCGACGAGCGUCGGCUCAGUCAAUUGCUCAACAGCACGCCUAUGCGUUCUAUGCGACUGAUCGGCAACGCGAACCCGAGGUACAAGUGGGGGCGUUAUUGGAAGACGGAAGAGGAGUUAAAUGCUAUGAGGAAGCCGUUGCGCGAAUACUACGAGCGUGUCAACUAUCUGGUACAGCAAUAUAUCUACAUUGACCGCUUGCUCGACAGCAGUCUACCCCAUGAUCUCGUCAACGAGUACAACACGUUACACCAUAGCUCGUUCAAGGAGCUCGACAUUCCGACUACCAUUUCCGAAGAGCAUUCAAGUCUCGUCAGCAUCAACAAGCUCAACCAAGAAAGUGCACACGGAUCCGAUGAAUCAGGUGGUCCAAUCACGCCCAUGACAAACUUUUCAAGCCCUCAAAAAUCGGGGUUUGUUGACAGCGAAGACUCUGACGCCAAUAAAGAUAUCGAGACAACUAUUCCUGUGACUAAGGUGAAGCGUACACCUAAAAAUAUCUAUCGUGCCACCGAGACCACGCCUUUGUUCUUCAACAAUGACGACGAUGACGAUCAAUGGGAUGGCCCGAAACCCGAGAUCCCGUGGCUAGAGGAAGACGAAGAAUUAGACAGUGGCGACCAGAUCGUUACGACGGCCAUCUACGUCAAUUUCACGGCAAACGUGAUCUUGCUAGCAGGCAAGAUCGCUGUUGUUAUUUCCGUGUCAUCUAUGUCAGUAUUGGCUAGUUUGGUCGACGCCGUACUCGACUUUCUGUCGACGGUCAUCGUAUGGACGACGACAUGGUUGAUUUCCAGGCAGGACCAGUACAAGUACCCGGUUGGAAGGCGCAGGCUAGAGCCUCUGGGUGUUCUUGUUUUCUCGGUUAUCAUGAUAACCUCGUUUGUCCAAGUCGCGCUGCAAUCACUCCAACGAUUGGCCUCGCCCGAUCACGAGUUGAUUGAGGUUGGAGUACCGGCUCUCAGUAUCAUGUUCGGGACGGUACUAAUCAAAGGACUGUGCUGGCUAUGGUGUCGCAUGGUAAAGAACUCGAGCGUCCAGGCCUUAGCCGAGGAUGCGAUGACCGACGUAAUCUUCAACAUGGGAUCGAUACUCUUCCCCAUCGUCGGCUUUUAUGCUAAGAUCUGGUGGUUGGAUGCUCUAGGUGGUCUCGUCCUUUCACUCGUUGUCAUCUUCAAUUGGUCUCGAACCUCGGCGCAGCAUAUCAAGAACCUCUCUGGAUGCUCUGCCACUGCUGAUCAGCGAAACAUUUUGCUCUACCUUGCAAUGCGUUUUGCUGGUACGAUAAAGCAAAUUCAGGGUCUACAAGCUUACCACGCCGGAGAUAAGUUAAACGUUGAAGUUGAUAUCAUCCUAGACGCGUCUACGACGUUGAGAGAUUCGCACGAUCUGUGCGAGAGUCUGGGUUAUGUGUUGGAGUCGGUCCCGAUAGUUGACAGGGCCUUUGUCCACGCUGAUUACGCCAGUUACAAUCUGCCUACCCAUAUGGAACAACAAAGCGGUUAGGGACUUGAGGAAAUUGCAUGCUUGGAAAGAGGAGCCUAUCUGGGUAAGGGAAAUCGUUGCAUAUUUCGGUGCGUGUCAUAUUCAUUUCAUGGCGGGCUUGGUUGGGAAAAAACAG